CAACUAACAGUCCCGAGAUGGCUCAAGGCUCCUCCGAGCAAAUUGUGUCUGGGGGCGGCGAGUCGGAGGAGACUUCCCCCAAUAUGCUCGUGUACCGAAAGAUAGAAAACAUCAUCAUACGGAUGCAGGAUGAAAAAGCAGGUGGAGUUCCUAUUCGAACAGUGAAGAGCUUUCUGUCAAAGAUUCCCAGUGUCAUCACAGGUGCAGACAUCGUACAGUGGUUGAUGAAGAGCCUGAAUAUUGAAGACCCAGGUGAAGCAAUACACUUUGGGAGCCUCAUUUCUGCUCAAGGAUAUGUGUUUCCUAUCUCCGACCACGUUCUGACAUUGAAAGAUGAUGGGACGUUUUACAGGUUUCAGGCUCCAUAUUUUUGGCCAUCGAACUGUUGGGAGCCAGAAAACACAGACUAUGCCAUCUACCUGUGUAAGCGGACAAUGCAGAAUAAAGCGAGAUUGGAGCUUGCUGAUUAUGAAGCCGAAAAUUUGGCCAGGUUGCAAAGAGCAUUUGCAAGAAAGUGGGAGUUCAUCUUUAUGCAAGCAGAGGCCCAAAUAAAAAUUGACAGAAAGAAGGAUAAAACGGAACGUAAGAUCCUAGACAGUCAAGAAAGAGCAUUCUGGGAUGUCCACCGGCCCGUUCCUGGCUGUGUGAACACUACAGAAAUGGACAUCAGGAAAUGCCGCAGGAUGAAAAAUCCGAACAGUGUAAAGAAGUCAGUGUAUGGGAUUUCUGAAGAUUCACAGACACACAGUCCUGUACAUACAGUUGCACAAACAGCUAAGAAGCCUGCGAAAGAUGAUCUGAAGAAACAGAUAACAUUUUUAAAUAUCCAGCUAGAAAGACAUUGUUUAAAAAUGUCUAAAGUAGCUGAAAGUUUAGUCAGUUACACUGAGCAGUAUUUGGACUAUGAUCCCCUCCUGACUCCUCAAGAUCCUCCAAACCCUUGGAUCAGUGACGACAGCACAUUCUGGGACAUGGAAGCCAGCAAAGAGCCGAGCCAGCAGCGUGUGAGGAGGUGGGGAUUCUCCUUCGAUGAAGUGCUCAAGGAUCCUGCAGGACGCGAACAAUUUCUGAAGUUCGUCGAGUCUGAGUUUAGCUCCGAGAAUCUGAGAUUUUGGUUAGCCGCAGAAGACUUGAAGAAGCGUCCACUUCAAGAAGUUCCAGAUAAGGUUCAAGAAACCUGGCAAGAAUUUCUUGCUCCCGGGGCACCAAGUGCGAUCAACCUGGAUUCCCAUUCGUAUGAGAUCACCAGCCAGAAUGUCAAAGAUCCCGGGAGGUAUACUUUUGAAGAUGCGCAGGAACACAUCUACAAGCUGAUGAAAAGCGACAGCUAUGCUCGCUUUCUGCGUUCCAAUGGCUAUCAAGAACUCUUACAAGCAAAGAGGAAGCUUGAGAACGAACAGGGCCGCAGAACGUCGCUGGAAAAGUUCACUCGCAGUGUGGGCAAAUCUCUGACUGGCAAGCGGCUUACGGGUCUCAUGCAGUCUUCCUGACACCAAUCCACACUCGCCAGUUGGAAUGAAGUGAGAAGUGGCAUGUACCUAUACUCCUGGAAGUUACCAUGUAAAGGAGCCCACCGCAAGGAGUUUUACUGUACAACUCGACAACGGAACAUUUUAAUCAAUCUUCAAUGUGGAAUGAAUUUGAGCUACCACAGAUGAAUCAAAAUGUCACCUUUUUUUUAUUAAGGAACAAUAAAAUUAGACUAGUCCCAGGCACAAGGAAGCAUAUAUUGAUUUUCUGGCUGUCAGUGAAACUACCAUAUCUGACCUCCUGGAUACGUUAACGGGGGAAUGCCUGUGAAUUCUUGGAAUCCAGUUGUAUCCAAUUGUCCACAAGUGAGUGGAGAAUAUUAGGAAGAGGUUUAUAAAUUGCAAGCAAGCCCAGUAGCUGCAUAUUUUGAAAGUCUUUUGCCAGAGGGGAAACAGGUUGAUGUAUCUUUAGGCAAUAACCUACUCAGACUCUCUGAGCUUCACGUUCACUUCAGCCAGUUAUAGGUCUUCCAUUUUUCUCAUUUGUGCACCUUAGAGUAUUUGAUGCACCUUGUAUAACCUAGAAGGGGCUGGUAGUUUUGCUGACUGACUAUAGUGAAACAGAUGAUGCAACAGUGUGGGAAAUGACUUCACAUCAUUGUGUAAGUUAGUUUUAAACUCAUAUUUAAUUAAAGAAAACCUCGUAAUUUUUUUAACUUGGUGUACAGACACCACAUUAGAUGUAUCGCCAUUAUCCUUUGGACAUUGUGAUGUUAAUAACAGACUGAGACAGGGCUAAGCUGGUACAAUGUACUGGUAAGACAGAGGCCAAAACUUUGUCAGUGAUAUCACCUUACAGGUAUGAAACGUAAGCUACUUUCACUCAUAAACUUAGCAACCUCAGAGGAAGAAUGGCUCAGUGAAAAUACAUCUUGUCCAGUGUUAAUUCUUCAAUUGACUUCACUCCAGUAUAUUUAACUUGUCAUGUGUCUUAUUGUUGUUUGUUAGAUCCUGCUAUGUGUAAAUUGGUUGUUAUUCUUGCUGUCAUAAUAAUCUUUACAAUUCAAAAGUACUUCAUUGCCUGUGAAAUUCUUUGAGGUGCUCAGACAAUGUGUAGGAAGCUAAAUAAACACCUCCUGGUUCUUGUCAAGUUAUGCCUAUAAAAGACAAGAGGAUGGACGUUGCACUGCACAAAAAGAGAAUUUGAAUUUAAGUGAAUUAAUUUGACUUAUGUAAUGUUACUUACAUAAAUUGCCAACAGAGUGGGUGGGUGCCAGGAACAUAGUGGGGAAUUUGAAGAGCUUGGGAGAGAGAAUAAAUAAGAAGGAGAAUGAAGACACAAUAAUUUGCAGAUGUUAUAAUCUGGAUCCAGAUCAGUGCUGGAAAAACUCAAUGAAUCAAUCAGCUUCUGUGGAGGCAGAGGAAUAGUCAGCAUUUUGGGUAAAGCACCUGGACUGGGAAAUGGGAUUACUCUAAGAGUUGGCAUAGACUCAAUGGACAAAAUGGCCUCAUUCUAGGAGAGUAAAUAAGAAGACUUAUUUGGACCAUGCUGUUAUUUAGGAUCUGUUUGAGCCAUAUCCCACUCUUCACCAUCUAAUCCCAUCUAGAUCUCGAUCUGAUAGACACAAACUGUUGGAGUAAUUCAGCUGGUCCGGCAGCAUCUCUGGGGAAUAAGAUGAGUGACAUUUUGGGUCAGGACACUUCUUAAACGUCACGCAUCCUUUUUCUCCAGAGAUGUUGCCUGACCUGCUGAGUUAUUCCAAGGGUUUGUGUCUAUCUUUGGUAUAAGCCUGCACCUGCAGUUAUUUGUUUCCACUCUAUAGCUCCAUCUGAUUCUCUUUCCCUCUAACUUUGCUUUGAAUUCUUCCCUGAUUUUCUCCUCAAACACCCGUUGUAAUAAACCAUUCAUAUUCAAACCAGUAUCUGGGUCAUGACGCUUCUCUAUAAUAAUAGACUUAAAGACAUGAAGUCACACAGCACCAGACCUUUUGACCCAGCUCAUGUCUGCUGUCCUUGAUGUUAUCUGAGCUUGCCUAGGUUCUGCCCAUAUCACUCUAAGCCUGUCGAAAUGCCCUUUAAAAGUUGUAAUUGUGCCAGGCUCGGCAGAUUUCUCUGGCAGCCCGUUCCAUAUAUCCAGCACUCUCUGCCCCUCUGGUCCCUGUUAAAACAUUUCCUCUCACCUUAAACCAAUCCCCUCUAGUUUUAGAUUCUCCUACCCUUGGAAAAAGACUGUGGCCAUCCACCUUUUACUGUACCCUUUAUGAAAUGAUGUACCUCUAUAAAGUCAUCCCUUUAUAGAGGCACAUCAAGCUCCAGUGAAAAUGAUUCCAGCCUAACCAGCUUCUUAUGACUCAAGCCAUCUAGUCCCAGUAAUAUCAUUGUGAAUCUUCUCUGCACCCUCUUCAGCUUAAUGGCAUCUUUCCUAAAGCUGGGCGGUCAGAACUGCACACUCCAAAUAUGGUCUCAUGAGCGACAUGUACAUUUGCAACAUGAUGUCUCAACUUGUGCUAAAAGCCUGACCAAUGAUUCUAUAAUGAAUUUAUUAAUAAUAAUUUUGGUCAUUUAAUCACCAUUAAGCAUCCAAGAAUACUAAGUCCUGAAAUGGAAUGCAAUAGCAACCAUUUCUACCUCAAAUAGAACUGCUCCAGAUAUUCAUUUGGGUAUUAGCAGGAUUGACCUUGCACUAAUGGCAUGAUUUCUGUAUUAGAUCCAUGCAGGGUAAUAUUAUUUGCCAUUCAAAGAAAUUGGGCCACAUUGUUCCAAGGAGUACAGGAAAAGAUUUAUGAAGUAGUUGCCAGGACUUGCGGGCCCUAUAGAGGUUGGGCAGGCUAGGACUUGUUUCUUUGAAACACAGGAGUAUGAGGGGUGAUCUUGUAGAGGUGUGCAAGACCAUGAGAGGAAUAAAUGGGGAACAUGCACAGGGUCUUUUACCCAGAGCAGGGGAAUCAACAACCAGAGGACAUAGGUCUAAGGUGAGAGGGGAAAUAUUUAAAUGGACCCCGAGGGGCAACGUGCAUGAUGCUAAAUAAGCACCUCCUGGUUUGUGUGAAAGUUUUACCUGUAGAGCGCAAGAGGACGGAAGUUGCGCUGCACAAAAAAAUAAUUCGAAUUUAAGUGAAUUAUAUUGACUUACAGUAUGUACCAUUUCUUUUGUAAAUUGUCUCUAGAGUGGGUAGGUGGCAGGAACAUAAUGGGGAAUUUGAUGAGUUUAUGAGAGAGAAUAAAUAAGAAAGAAAAUGGAGACACAAGAAACUGCAGAAAAUCAAAGUGCUGGAAGAACUCAAUGGGCAGGCAGCAUCUGUGGAGGCAGAAGAAUAGGCAACGUUUUGGGUCAAGACCCUGCAUCUGGAUGGGGAAAUGGCAAUACACUAAGAGUUGCCAUAUAUUUAAUGGACAUAAUGGCAUCAUUUUUGGAGAUAAAAUGAAAUUAAUUGGACCAUGCUGUUAUUUAUGAUCAGUUUGAGCCAUAUCCCACUCCUCAUUGUCCAACCCCAUCUAGAGCUCCAGCUGAUUUUAUUUCCCUCUAACUUUGCUUUGAAUUCUUCUCUGUUUUUCUGCUCAUUCACUCCUUGUAAGAACCCAUUCAUAUUUACGGAGGGUUGUGGAUACAUGCAACGAGCUGCCACAGGAGAUAGUUGGUACAAUUGCAACUUUGUACUUUUAAAAUACAUUUGGACAUGAACAAGGAUUGGAAAGGUUUAGUGGGAUAAAGACCAAACGCAGGCAGGUGGAACUAGUGUAGAUGGGUCAUCUUGCUUAGCAUGGGCAAGUUGGGCCAAAGGGCCUGAUUCCGUGCUUUAUGACUAUGAGUAACCAUCAUUGGUCACUCCCAGAACAACCACAAUAUUGUUGAAUCUACAAGUGCAAGAGGUCUUCCAGAGUAUGUUUCCAGCCCUCAGCCAGCCAUCCAUUCUCUUAGCUCACUUCUUUGCAACUUAGCUACUCUUAUCACAUUUCCUCCCACCCCUCUACUGCACAAACCACCUCAACUUCCCAAUCCCUGGACUCCUCGGCUACAUCAAACCAGCCCCUGAUCUCCCAAAUCUGCUGCAGCAGCAAUCGGUCUCCUAUCCCAAUCAUCUCUGCCCAAUCAUUGGCCCUCUCUCCCCAUGAACACAUGAAUUUGCAUUAAAUUGCAUCUGUAUUACUUUUACAGACUCUGCAACAUGUAAAGAAAUGUGUCUACCAAACAUCAGUAGCCUGAGCAUUGCUGACAUACAUUCUAUUGGAGUGGACCCACUGUAGAACUGUUGGCAAGGCUGGCAUUUAUUGUCCAUCUUUUAUUGAUCUUGAGUCAAUGGUGACUUCUUGCUCUGCUAUAAUCCUUCAACUGAAUCAGACCGGGUGAAGUAUGUCAUCCAAUAAUCCAUUACAGCCCUUUACAAACCAUUAAAUAAUUCCCGUACCCGUAAAUGUUGAAGCCAUUGGUUUUGGGUUCCCUUGCAGGUAGAAUCCUUUCCAUCUACUCCAUCAUAAUUUUAAACAUCUCUAUCGGGCCACCCCAAGCUUUCUCCUUGGUUUGAGAAUCUUCACCCUCCUUGAUCUGUUCUGUUAGGUACAACUUCUCAGUUUGAACAUCAUAUUUGCAAUAUUCUUUUUCACAUUCUCUCCAUUGCUUCUGUUUGCUUUCUACAUUAUAGCUACCAGGGAUGUUCACUGUACUCCUGUUAAGUUCCAACACAUUUAACCUAAUAUCUCUGCGUUCCAAUUGUGUUCCUUUAGAAAUUAAUCAAUGUAUUUUGUACUUUUAUGGCCUUAUUGCUAACUUGCUGGUUGCUUUGAUUAGUUAAUCUUUCUAUCUUAAUUACCUUGUUCAUAUAUGGACACUUACCUUCUAAGAAGCACAUGGCAACCUAUGGAUGUCCAUUCUUAAUGUUUAUUACCAACUCAUUGGUGUUUGAUGCAGUUUUCUUUGGUUUUCAGUCAACCUCCCCAUUUGCCACCACCUGUAUAUUUUGAAACUGUGCUUCUGAUUCCCAAGUCUAAACUCUGUAAUUAAUUUAUGAAUGUGUUUAUGGAGAGCACAUCAUUAGGAGACCAUCAGCUAUUGUCCAUUGCAAAUUGCCCUUAUAAGUUGAUGGUGAGCCUUCUUCUUAAACUCCUGCAGCAUUUCUAGUGAAAAAGGUCCCACCAUGCUGCUGGGUAAAGUUUCAGGAUUUAGACCCAGCAAUGAUAGAACAUAGAACAUAGACAAGUACAGCACAGGAACAGGCCCUUCAGGCCACAAUAUCUGUGUCAAACAUGAUACUGUGGUGGUCCCUGGGGAUUAGGCCACUUCUUGGGUCAUCCCCCUCGGCUCUUGAGGGACAGGGACAAUUGUCUGUCCACGGGGUUCCCCGGUUCCUGGUGAGAGGGCGUUCUGUGUGUUUGCCAGUGUAUUUCAUUCAAUGACAUCAGAACCUGCCUGGUGUCUGGCCUUUUCCAGGCUACUACAAUACCAAGUUAAACUAACCCUAUCAGCUUGCACAUGAUCCAUAUCCCUCCAUUCCCUACAUAUCCAUAAGCACGUCUAAAAGCCUGUUAAACGCCACCAUUGUAUCUGCCUCCCCCUCCACCCCGGCAGUGCAUUCCAGGCACACACCAGUCACUCUAUUAGAAACUUUCUCCAAACUUUAAAGUUUUUUCUUUAUACCUUACCCCCCUCCCCUUAAAUCUAUGCCCUGUAGGCAUUGCUAUUUCCACCUGAUGAAGAUUUUCAGCAGAGAAGAACCAUAAGACCAUAAGGCAUAGGAGCAGAAUUAAGCCAUUUGGCCCUUCAAGUCUACUCCGCUAUUCAAUCAUGCCUGAUCUAUUUGUCUCUCUCAACCACAUUAUCUUGCUUCUCCCCAUAACCUUACUAAUCAAAAAUCCUAUCAAUCUCCUCUUUGAAAAUACCUGAAUAUCUUGGCCUCCGCAGCCUUCUUUGGUAAUGAUUUCCACAGAUUCACCACCCUCUGGCUGAAGCGAUUUCUCCACAUCUCCAUUCUAAAGUUCUGUACUUUUAUUCUAAGGCUGUGUCCUCUGGUUCUAGACUCUCCCUCUAAUGGAAACAUCUUUCCACAUCCACUCUAUCUAGGCCUUUUAUUAUCCAGCAGGUUUCAAUGGGACCCCCCCCUCCAUAUCUAUAAACUACA
Messenger RNA from Leucoraja erinaceus (little skate), 7582 nucleotides. RefSeq names its product regulator of G-protein signaling 6-like. NCBI's taxonomy places the organism in Eukaryota, Metazoa, Chordata, Chondrichthyes, Rajiformes, Rajidae. The record is from RefSeq and is a predicted model, not a curated record. The transcript is spliced from 17 exons. The coding region runs from base 18 to 1490 and encodes 490 amino acids. Gene Ontology annotation, biological process: regulation of G protein-coupled receptor signaling pathway; G protein-coupled receptor signaling pathway; intracellular signal transduction.